GAGGGAAAGGUCAUCCACAAUAUUUAAGGUCAACAUGUAACAUUAGCCUGCAUCAAAAUGGCGACUGUCGGAAGUAAACCGAGCGGCGUUGGAGGUGGAAGUUCAAUGCUCAAACAGGAUAAAACUCAACCUCAGUUUGAGGAUCGCUGGGAGGGCAUGAGGCCCACGGUACUCAAACUCUUGAGACAGGAGAAUGUGAGCAGAAAUGAAUGGCAUGACCUUUUCUGGGAGGUGUACUCUGUAUGUGUAUGGGAUGAUAAGGGAGUGGACAAGGUCAAUGAAGCACUCAAACAUGACAUCGUCGAGUUCGUCCAGCAAGCCAAACAGCGUGUCCUUCAUGACCAGGAUGAGUCGGCACUCCUGAAGGCCUACAUCAGGGAGUGGGGCAAGUACUUCACCCAGUGCGACUACCUUCCUAAGCCAUUCAAGCCCCUAGAGACGGCCACGGGGAAGGGGUCCGGUGCCCAGCAGAAGAAAGCCAAUCAGCAGAACGAGGAUUCUACAGUCAGAAAGUUGAUGCUAGAGAGUUGGAGUCACUACAUCUUCUCUAAGAUCAAACAGAAGCUCCAGGAGAGUGCCAUGGGGCUGGUACUAGCUGAGAGGAAUGGAGAAGCCUUUGAGAAACAGCUUGUUAUUGGUGUCCGAGAAUCAUAUGUUAAUUUAUGUUUGAACAGUGAAGAUAGACUGCAGAUAUACAAGGAGAACUUUGAGAAAGCUUACCUGGAUGCGACAGAAGCCUUCUACAAAGCUCAAGCUCCAAACUACCUAGCAGAAAAUGGUGUGCAGAACUACAUGAGAUAUGCGGACAGCAAACUAAAAGAGGAAGAAAUGAGAGCAAGCAGAUACCUUGACACGAGCAAAGGAAGUAACUCAAUGAGUUUAUUAACAGAGUGCUGUGUAGAAUGUCUAGUUUCGGUCUUCAAGGAGGAGAUUCUGAGAGAGUGUGCACCCAUGAUCAAGAACAAUGAAACAGACAAACUGAACCUGAUGCUAAAGCUGAUGGACAGAGUUCCAGAAGGCAUUAAUCCAAUGCUAAGAGAUCUUGAGCAGCACAUCAUCGAAGCAGGUCUUGCUGAUAUGGUGGCAGCGGCUGAGAUCAUCACCACAGAUUCAGAGAAGUAUGUAGAGAGGUUGUUAGAGUUAUUCCAUAGGUUCAGCAAUCUCGUCAAAGAGGCCUUCAACGAUGACCCAAGAUUCUUGACAUCAAGAGAUAAGGCUUACAGGCAUGUAGUCAAUGAUACCAAAGUCUUCCGGUUGGAGCUUCCAACAAAAAACAAGAGUGCUGUUAGUAAAGGGCAACCCGAGUCGAGAUGUCCGGAGCUACUAGCAAACUACUGUGACAUGCUUCUGAGAAAAACACCCCUCAGCAAGAGACUCACAUCGGAAGAGAUAGAAAGCAAACUUAGGAAUGUCCUUCUAGUACUGAAGUAUGUGCAGAACAAAGAUGUGUUCAUGAGGUACCAUAAAGCUCAUCUAACAAGACGAUUAAUACUGGACACAUCAGCUGACAGUGAGAAGGAGGAAAACAUGGUGGAAUGGCUCAGGGAGGUAGGGAUGCCAGCAGACUAUGUCAAUAAACUUGCCAGGAUGUUCCAAGACAUCAAAGUCUCAGAAGACCUAAACCAAUCCUUCAAGGAACUUCACAGAAACAACUAUGGCAAUGUAGCAGAUAACAUGAAUAUAAAAAUCCUCAAUGCCGGUGCAUGGUCUAGGAGUAGUGAGAGGGUGCCGUGCUCGUUACCAGUCGAGCUAGAAGAUUUCAUCCCCGAGGUAGAGGAAUUCUAUCGCAACAAGCACAACGGCAGGAAACUACAGUGGCAUCAUCUCAUGUCCAAUGGAAUAAUCACGAUGAAGAAUGAAGUCGGUAUGUUCGAUCUUGAAGUCACCACAUUUCAAAUGGCAGUACUAUACGCAUGGAACCAAAGACCCCUAGACAAGAUCUCACUGGAAAACCUGAGGCUUGCAACAGAAUUACCAGAUCAUGAACUCAGGAGAACGCUUUGGUCGUUGGUAGCCUUUGCCAAGUUAAAGAGACAAAUGGUUCUAAUGCAACCAGAGGCAAAGUCACCCAAGGAAUUCGUAGAUGGAACAGUGUUCUGGGUCAACCAAGAUUUUGCUGUCAUUAAGAAUGGGAAGCCACAGAAGCGAGGUAAGAUCAACCUGAUUGGAAGACUUCAGCUAUCUACGGAGAGGAGUACUGAAGAGGAUAAGGAAGGAAUCGUGCAACUCAGGAUUCUUAGAACUCAGGAGGCAAUAGUGAAGAUCAUGAAGAUGAGGAAGAAACUAAACAAUGCCCAGCUCCAGACUGAACUGGUAGAGAUCCUCAAGAACAUGUUCCUUCCGCAGAAGAAGAUGAUCAAAGAACAGAUAGAGUGGCUCAUAGAACACAAGUACAUGAAGAGAGACGAGGGUGACAUCAAUACCUUCAUAUACCUAGCUUAAUCACGCCGGUGCGAAUGGACUGAAUUAGCGGAUUGGUGUGAAUAUACUGGAAAUACCUUCAUAUAUCUAGCUUAAUCACACCAGUGUGAAUGGACUGGAUUAGCGGAUUGGUGUGAAUAUACUGGAAAUACCUUCAUAUAUCUAGCUUAAUCACACCGGUGUGAAUGGACUGGAUUAGCGGAUUGGUGUGAAUAUACUGAAAAUACCUUCAUCUAUCUAGCUUAAUCACGCCAGUGUGAAUGGACUGGAUUAGCGGAUUGGUGUGAAUAUACUGAAAAUACCUUCAUCUAUCUGGCUUAAUCACACCAGUGUGAAUGGACUGGAUUAGCAGAUUGGUGUGAAUAUACUGAAAAUACCUUCAUCUAUCUAGCUUAAUCACACCAGUGUGAAUGGACUGGAUUAGCAGAUUGGUGUGCAUAUACUGGAAAUACCUUCAUCUAUCUAGCUUAAUCACGCCAGCGUAAUUGGACUGAAUUAGCGGAUUGGUGUGAAUAUACUAGAAAGAGUUACAAGAGAUCUGAGGGAGAUAAGGAAACAAGAAAUGUUUAUCGUCAGGGAAAUUGAGAAGAGAAAGUUGUGACAAGAUGUGCAGAUGAAUGGAAUCGGUGUGCCCUCCAACCUUUGUUUCUGCUGAACCUUAAGAACAAUCCUGAUGCGGAACACCAUCACCAUCAUCCAUCUAUCCUAAAUAGGACAAUUAAUCAAUUGAUGUUAAUGUGAAUAUCCUGGAUUUAGAUAUAUAUAUAUAUAUAUUUAUUUCCAUGAAUUUGGAAGUGACCAUUCAUGAAGCAGAUCAAAAGACGAAGCAUCGAUGAGGUGUGAAGAUGGAUACAAUGAAUGUCUGCCCUCAAACCGUCUUUUGUCAUCUCGUACUAAAGAACAUGAUGAAGAAGAUAGUGACAUCCACAACAUCUAUCUACAUGUAGGGCAGUGUCAACAACCUUACCAGGGACCCAUUUCACAGAGCCUAUUUUCAAAGACAAAUGACAAAAAUCAGUGACAAAUUUGCUGAUAACCAAUCAGAAGCAAGAAUUUCAGUAGCUUAAUAUAACAAAAACUGUAAUUUGUCACUGAUGAGUUUUGUGAAACAGGGCCCUGAUGUAUUGAUGUGAAUACACUGGUAAGAGAGUCAUAUAUUUAUCUCAUUAGGUUGGAAGUGGCUAUUCAUUUCAGGUUUGCUACAAAAGUAAAUUGAUAAGAGAAAGGUAUAGCGAGAUGUGCAGAAGGUAGAAUCAAUGACCGAUUUUAACUGUCAUGUUGGGCUCAUUCUAAAAACAAUCCACAAGAAAGUGGUAAAUGUAACUGCAAACUCAUCAUAUAUCUAGCCUAAUCAAUAGACUGACUUUUGUGAAUAUACUGAACAGAGAAAAAUAUAUUUAUCUGUAUAAAGUUGGAAGCAAUCAUUCAUUUUGUAUUUGCUACAUGUUGUGGAGAUUUUUGAAAGAAACAUAAGGAAAGAGGCAAGGAUAAGAAGAGCAGCAUUAAUCUGCACACUGUACUAUUUGAUGCAAAAAUGAUCUGGGGCCCAUUUCACAAAUUCUUUUUUUCAAUGACAAAUUAAACAAAUUAGGUGACAAAUCUGCUGAUAACCAAUGAGAAGCAAGGAUUUUAGUAGCUUUUAACACAAACUGUCACUUGUCACUGAUGACAAGUUUUGUGAAAUGCCCCCCCCCCCCCCCGAUGUUGCAGCAUACUUGAUGGAAGAUUGUUAUUGAAUAUGGAUGCCUGUAAUUGGAGAGAGGAGAUGUAACAUGGUCUAGUGGUAUGGUCAGCUCUGUGCCGUUGCCUUCCUCCGACAAAGCUCGGUUAAAAACUGAGUUUUGUCUCUUUUAUGGUGACAUAAAGGUCGGUUCCAACUCCAAAGACGUAAAUAAUCAUACCUGAUUGAUACAUAUCUGUAAAAGCUCAAUUACAACAGAAAGCAAGCCUCAAAACAACUUCUGUGCUCAUAUUGUGAUGUAGUGCAGUUGUUUCAAUGUCCUCAACUGUAUAUGAUUCAUAGAACAGUAACAACCCUCCUAUCAUCAUCAUCUGUAGUGGAUCUGAGAAACGGUUCUGAUAUUGCAUUCUGAUUAAAUCAAGAUGCAAUGCAAUGUGGUUAAAUAUGAUCUGUGGAAUAAAUCGCAGUUAUCCAAAGAUUUGAUAUUGUAUCCAUACUGCUGGUCCUUUCGAUUGUAUGAACCAAGUGACAUAUAACGGUAAUAGUAAUUGAAUUAGAGCUUCAAAAUCUAUAAUGUAUGUUAGAGUCUAUUACACUGUAUUUCCUCCAGUCACCACAACUCAAUUGUAUGAAAAGGCAUGCCUUUGCUUUUUUAUCCUAUACAUUGCAUACCACAUCUGAUCGCCGAAUAGCCUUGCUA
Molecule: messenger RNA, 4802 nt
Organism: Strongylocentrotus purpuratus (purple sea urchin)
Lineage: Eukaryota; Metazoa; Echinodermata; Echinoidea; Camarodonta; Strongylocentrotidae
Product: cullin-5
Exons: 19
Coding region: 58-2442 (794 amino acids)
Biological process (GO): protein ubiquitination; SCF-dependent proteasomal ubiquitin-dependent protein catabolic process
Cellular component (GO): SCF ubiquitin ligase complex; Cul5-RING ubiquitin ligase complex
Molecular function (GO): ubiquitin protein ligase binding
Source: RefSeq, a predicted model, not a curated record